CUUUUCAUCACCACUUCUAAAUGACCAACAUAACCAACCUUUACCAUUUCCGGUUCAACUGUUCAACAGUUGACUCGGAGUCAAUCACGAACUCAUCUGAGUUACUCAUAUUCAUGGACGCUCACCCGUGUCCUGAACACCCGAAAUGUUCACCUCAACGUCUUGAGUCGAGCCUCGAUUUCUACGAAAAAUCGACUCCUCACCACAUCCGACCGACAUCGCACAUGAUUUGGGAUAUUGCUCAGCCUGGAAUAUCGUGCAGCCAUGCAUCGGCUUCACAUUCAUUCCUGCGGUCAGUGUUUUGGCGCAUCGAGAACAGUCCCAUUUUUGGAAUAAACUAUACGGAGAGACGCCUGAGGAUAUGAUUCGAAAAUUCAGGCGCAGAUACCAAUAUUCCCUAAAGCUCUGUCCUGUCCUUGCGCGCAAGGCAUAUACCAGAUAGGCGUUACACCUAUCCUGAUGGUGAAGGUUACGGAAAGAACCAUUUACAUAAUAGUAUGGUUUGAUUUGUUUGCUCUUUGAUAUACAAAUGGCCGACACAGACACAACAAAAAGAGGGGGUCAAUCCCGGUCAAGUCUUGCCUUAGCCUGGUUGAUACUAUUUUUGUGAGCCUCGCCUGUGUUUGAUUUAAUUGGCUCAUUCUUCCCUCCCCCCAACCAGAGGGCAACCGUUGCCCCGAACGUUCCAGAAGGAUUUCUGUCUUCAUUGACAAAAGACGCAGUCUUUGUCUUUUGCCAUCAUCAUCGCCCGCCAUGGAUAAGGCCAUUUUGGGUCUGACAGCCCAGAAGAUACGAGAGCUAUUCACAAUUUGUGGAAUUGAGGACAGUGAGGAGCACCUUAAUCUGGUUAUCGCCCACGCUGCCGAUCAUGUUUACAAAGCUCGACUCGUGAUUGCUAGGGGCGCGACCGAGCCUAUUUCUCAGGCUAAGGAAGCGACCAUAGAAACCCCUCCGACUCCACCACAUGACACUCGUGGGUCCUAUCGACUUAUGAAACGGACAGGGAAGGAGGGUCCUACAACCUAUAGCGAUAUGGCCAGCACGGAGAAGAAGAAGAAGAAGAAAAAGAAGAGAAAAAGAAGCCACCGGUCGGAGUUGAUAGAUCAACCGCCCGGUUCGUCAGUAGCUGAUGGAAAUGGGACAGCCAAAGAUAAGGCACCCGAGGAAUCAAUUUCGCCAGAAGUACAAACAACGUCCGAAGUCGACGACCCCGAAUCUGUGCCAGAUCCCCUUGACAGCUCUUUGCCGUUACACCUAAACUCAGCCUUCGAGAUGAAGGUCAUAACAACAAUAUUGAUACAAUGUGUCAAAUACAACUCUGAUAUCGCACAAUAUGGACAGCGCGACUGCAUGGCCCUGGCAACAACUAAGCUCGAGAGGAUGCGGGAGCACGCCCAAGAGUUCUCUGGAUACAGUUAUGAGCAGGCAAUUCACGCUAUUCGAAGAGACACUGCUUUAACUACUGGCAGGGCAAUACAGACAAGAUACAACGAGACUAUCUUCUGGCCAAUCAUUCUCAAGUGCGCGGCGCUGAUCGACCCUGCCACGCUGCCACCCGUCAAGGGCCCGGCUGAUGGAUUCACCAUGGCGGAAAAAGCUGCCACAAAGAAAUUCAUGGAAGACACCGGGUAUAGCUUGGGUGCAGAAAACCAGCGACAAUACCGCAUUUUCUGGAAGAACAUAUUCCACAUGCGUGAGGCUGGUAUUGAGAAAAUUCUCUUCUACCGUACGAAAGAAUUCGACAGUUUCUGCAGAGGUUAUUCCAAAACAUCGGAAACUCCGCUUGUGGAUAAAGUUUUGAGAUGGGAAAACGAGUAUCUCCCUCAUUUCGAACAACUGGAAACGCGGAUUACCAAAUUGAAGACAGGAGACUCGAAGCGUCUUAGCUACCUCACCAAUCCUCAGGUGCUAGAACGGUUGAAAGUGCCAGAGCUCUCUUGGGAUAAUGCUUCGAACGAGUGGGCCGUCAACACCGAAGAAGAAAGCUUCAGGCAAUGCGGCUCAGUGUCUAUCUCGACUGAUAUUCUAGGCAUACCACACAACGAUGAAUCGGUAUACGAAGGUGGGACAGACAAGUCCGCAUUCAUCACUCUUCUGCCUAAAGACGACGAGUCUCUAUUCGUCUCUUCUAUUGUGCCUAUCUGCGAGGGAGACUUCCUGGGUAUAUUUGCCGGCACUAUCCGUUUCUCGGAGGAUUUUAACGUCACCCACGGUAUCUCAGGUCCCGCCGAGAGUCUGUGGCUGGACUAUUCUCAGGUGACUGGGGCGCUGAAUCAAAUGCAGGUAUCUGAACCUGGUGGUUACGCAAAUGUGUGCCUUCGUUGGGCCAUAUUUCAUGACGAUACUGCGACAGAGCCGCGCGUUUCAUGGCGCGUCUCCGUCAAAGCCACCAAGCACAUCAUGCCAUUUCAUCCGAUCGUCCGCGCAGCUGCUCAACAAGAGCAAUACCAUUUGCAUCUGUCACCUGGAAAUGCCAAAAGAGGCUUUCUCGAAUCUGCUACUAACUAG
This is a messenger RNA of Penicillium samsonianum, 2508 nucleotides long. RefSeq lists its product as uncharacterized. NCBI's taxonomy places the organism in Eukaryota, Fungi, Ascomycota, Eurotiomycetes, Eurotiales, Aspergillaceae. The coding region runs from base 754 to 2508 and encodes 584 amino acids. The record is from RefSeq and is a predicted model, not a curated record. The transcript has 3 exons.